AAAUCAUUACCUUCUCCAUUCUUUGCUCACCAAAUCAUCAACGACGUAAAAACUUUAAAGAGCUAUCAUGGAAUCUGCCUCGUCUUUCACAUUUUUCAAACUAUAAAAUGUUCGCUGACUUUGAUGUUUUGUCACCAAUUCAGACCGAUCCGCCGCCCCAAUUGUUUGAACGUCAUGAACACGUCAUAAAACCAACCCAUUUAGAUCGUAUAGCAGAGAAUCAAACAAAACCAAUACCAACUAAUAAAUUUUAUGAAAACUUAAUAUUAGAUAGUGGACAAAAUCCUCUCUGGCCGUUGCCUUAUGGGUUGAGAUGGGAGCAAGGACAAAAUGGCGAUUUUUAUGGAUUCAGUGUUUCUCACGUUGAUGAUGAUAAGAAGGUUUUUGGACCAGACCCAAAUCAAGAUCCUACAAGAUUUUACUAUAGUUUAUACACCCCAACUAUCGUAUUCUCGGCCAAAGAACUUGGAAGUGACCAUGAGCUAGGAUUAUCGGAUAUAUCAGGAUUCUCUUCAACCAUCAACCUGUUUCCUCAUGGUAACACCAGCUCUUAUAUCUCCUUUCCGGUCUCCCGUGGAAUGUCAUUUAUCACAGCAGAAUAUAAAGACUUAACUCCGUUAUUCCAUUCAGAAUCGGGAUUUAAAACAAUAGAGUUACCACAGAAAAUUGCUAAUGGAUAUACUAAAUGGAAGAUCCUUUUAAAUGAUGAUAGUAUGUGGUUGUUGUAUGCUAAUGGAAACUUGACAUUGGCAAGCUCAUCGAACCAAUUGGAAGCUACCUCAGGACAAUAUUCAGGGAUUAUUCAAGUGACUAAAGUGCCCGCUGGAAAUCAGGAAGCCGAAUCG
Molecule: messenger RNA, 845 nt
Organism: Racocetra persica
Lineage: Eukaryota; Fungi; Glomeromycota; Glomeromycetes; Diversisporales; Gigasporaceae
Source: the annotation of a GenBank genome assembly